Rhipicephalus sanguineus (brown dog tick) is the source of this 1183-nucleotide messenger RNA. RefSeq lists its product as uncharacterized. The record is from RefSeq and is a predicted model, not a curated record. NCBI's taxonomy places the organism in Eukaryota, Metazoa, Arthropoda, Arachnida, Ixodida, Ixodidae. Bases 21 to 1100 code for a protein of 359 amino acids. Gene Ontology annotation, molecular function: protein binding; 2 iron, 2 sulfur cluster binding. The transcript is spliced from 3 exons.
CGCUCCGCUUCGUCCAGCCCAUGCCCAAAAUCCGGGUGUGCCGUCUGUGCGGCGUGGUGUCCUCUGUGGCCCGACUGCUGCCGUGCACGCACGUCCUCUGCGAGUCGUGCGAGGCCCAGGUUGCCGACAGGGGUCGCCCGCAGUGUCCCAUAGACGGCGCCGCCUUCGAGAGGGAACAGGUGACGACCAUGCCGUUCGCGAAGCGAGACCUGGGCGAGUACCACGUGCGCUGCAUUAACGACGACGUGGACGUGAGCGACGGCACCGACGGCUGCACCUUCAUCGGAAAGCUGGCCGCGCUUGAGGAACACUACCUGGCCCACUGCGUCCACGGCAGGGUCCGUUGUUCCAAAUGUGGGCGGAGCGUGUUCCGCAAGGACAUCGUCGACCACUACGUCGACUGCGCGGGUGCAGAGAUGGACACCAGUCCCGUGGAACCUGUAGACGACGGCAAGGUGAUUAUCGACGCCGCUGAAGCCAAACGCCUCGCCGGAACGCUGAAGGACCUUCAACAUGGGCUGAAGGAUGCCAGUCUCGGCACACCCAUGGCCACCGCGAACUUUGCCUCGCUGAGGCGCAAGGCCGUCUCCCUGGGUGACUUCCUCAGCGUACUCGAUCCCGACCAGACCGACGUGCCUAGACACGACAGUUGGUGCGGCAGUGAAGCUGGCUCCUCGACGAUCUGCAGGUUUCGAGGCAUCGAAGCCAUGCGCAAGUCCGGUGAAACGACGCUUGCUCUGGAGGAGCCUUGCAGGCUGCUUGGCUAUACGUUCACCCUGGCCUGCAAAUUCGAGAGGAGCCGGGGUAAGCUGUCCAGCGUGUCCUUCCUGUUCGCCCUCCGUUCCGGUGAGAGGGACGACUUUGUGGAGUGGCCGUUCGCCAGGCGAGUCAAGCUCAGCAUGCUCCACCCCAAGAAACAAGGAAAGGACGUUCCGGUCGAGUUGAAGAUAUGCCAGGAAAAGCACGCCCAAAGCCUGAGGAGGCCGCAGCCGGACGAUCCGCAGAACGGCAUACUCUCCGAGAAGAUCACGUGGAAGUACGUCGAGAAAAAAGAGCUUGUCGGUGACGACUGUCUGUUAGUGGCCGUGGAAUUCGAAUGAGCUGCCGUUAAGCUUCAACACCGUGGUUGUCCGCACACAUAACCUACCGCUGUCCCGAGCGACCCGCUACAGUCGAAACAGGA